UCAACCACUAUACGCCCAAGUGGCUCUGCCACUGCCACAGGAAGCGUACAAGUCGCGAGUGACAUAUCGACCGCCCUGCCCAGGCCAUUCGAUUCCAACAUUGGCAACAACUUCACGACCGCUUCUUGUCCGGCUUUCUUUGACCGCUUUCUCGGUCAUGGUUCCUUCAUCCAAUGUCUGCCGUUAUCGCUUCUCCUCCAGACUUCCAACGGUUUCUUCACGGCGUCCCGAUCCCUCGUGAGGCUCACGACCACUUUGGAUGCCACCUGCGACAUUGAUUUCCCCCAAUGCUCCGCUCUAAUGGCCCAAAUGGCCCAAGACAUCCGGCAGACUUCCACUUGCGGCUCGGACCUUGCAAUGGGCAAUCCCACCGUCGUACAAGCCUACAAUGGCUUGCUGGCAUACGACACUCUGUAUCACGCGGGCUGCCUCAAUGAUGCGAACGGAAGCUACUGCUAUGCCAACGCCGUGACCAACACGUCGGCUCCCACGAGCAGUUACAUCUACUAUCUCCCCCUCGGUGUGCAGCUGCCGGGGGGAUCACGACCGGCGUGCACCACCUGCUUACAAGACACCAUGGCCAUUUUUGCGCAGUCGUCCGGGAACGUGAGCUCUCCCCUCCAUGAAGACUAUGCUUCGGCGGCAGAACAGGUGCAAAUGAGCUGUGGACCAUCCUUUGUGCAGACUUCGGUGCAGCUCUCCUCGUCGUCG
Messenger RNA from Sphaerulina musiva SO2202, 711 nucleotides. RefSeq lists its product as uncharacterized. The transcript is spliced from 2 exons. The annotation marks the transcript as partial. Lineage: Eukaryota; Fungi; Ascomycota; Dothideomycetes; Mycosphaerellales; Mycosphaerellaceae. The record is from RefSeq and is a predicted model, not a curated record.